UCUCUUUUCCCUCCAGUCCCGCCUUCCUCGUGCUCCUCUCGGAGUGCCCGGCACAGCGACGGAUUGCUUCUCCUCCGCUGCUUCAGUCAAUUUCCCUCUCAGCAACGGCAGACAAGACAGCGGGGGCGGCGAUGGCCGCGGCGUGGGAAGCAUCUCGGCUGCUGCCGCGCUUCCCGGGCUAGAGCCGGGGUCCAGCUUGCCUGCGGUGCCCCAGGGCACCCGUGCCCCCACCUCUGCUUGCUUCUCUCUGAAGAGGGCGGGGAGUCUUGCAGGAUCCCGUCGCUCCUCCACCUUGAUCCUCGGAGUGCCCUCCCCAGAGGGAGGCGCUCUCCCGGGCUCUUGCCCUGCAGACCUUCACCGCCGAGGGGUGCCCCAGGGACGUAGCGUUGCGAAGAGAAGGCUAAAGGGACCAUGCGGCGCCUGUCUCGCCGACUGGCGCUGCCGAUCUUCGGGGUGCUCUGGAUCACGGUGCUGCUGUUCUUCUGGGUAACCAAAAGGAAGUUGGAAGUGCCGACGGGACCUGAAGUGCAGACCCCCAAGCCUUCAGAAGCUGACUGGGAUGACCUGUGGGAGCAGUUUGAUGAGCGGCGGUAUUUGAACGCCAAAAAGUGGCGUGUUGGUGAUGAUCCCUAUAAGCUGUAUGCUUUCAACCAGCGGGAGAGCGAGCGGAUCUCCAGCAAUCGGGCUGUCCCGGACACUCGCCAUUUGAGAUGUAAUCUGCUGGUGUAUUGUACAGACCUUCCACCCACCAGCAUCAUCAUCACUUUCCAUAAUGAAGCUCGCUCCACCCUGCUCAGAACCAUUCGAAGUGUGUUAAACCGCACCCCUAUGCAUCUGAUCCAGGAAAUCAUAUUAGUGGAUGACUUCAGCAGUGACCCGGAUGACUGCAAACUGCUGAUCAAGCUUCCCAAGGUGAAAUGCGUCCGCAAUAAUGAGCGACAAGGUCUGGUCCGAUCUCGAAUUCAGGGUGCUGGCAUUGCCCAGGGCACCACUCUUACUUUCCUCGACAGCCAUUGUGAGGUGAACAGGGACUGGCUCCAGCCCCUGUUACACAGGGUCAAAGAGGACUACACUCGGGUAGUGUGCCCAGUGAUUGAUAUCAUCAACCUGGACACAUUUAACUACAUUGAGUCCGCCUCGGAGCUGAGAGGGGGUUUUGACUGGAGCCUCCAUUUCCAAUGGGAGCAGCUCUCCCCAGAGCAGAAGGCUCGACGUCUGGACCCCACUGAGCCCAUUAGGACGCCAAUCAUAGCCGGAGGGCUCUUUGUGAUUGACAAAGCCUGGUUCGAUUACCUGGGGAAAUAUGAUUCGGAGAUGGACAUCUGGGGUGGGGAGAACUUUGAAAUGUCCUUCAGAGUGUGGAUGUGUGGUGGCAGCCUAGAGAUCAUCCCCUGCAGCAGAGUCGGUCAUGUCUUCAGGAAGAAGCACCCAUAUAUUUUCCCGGAUGGAAACACCAACACUUAUAUAAAGAACACCAAGCGGACAGCUGAAGUAUGGAUGGAUGAAUACAAACAAUACUAUUAUGCUGCACGGCCUUUUGCCCUGGAGAGGCCCUUUGGGAACAUUGAGAAUAGAUUGAGCCUGAGGAAGAAUCUGCAGUGUGAGAGCUUCCAGUGGUACCUGAAGAAUGUCUACCCAGAACUCAGUAUCCCCAAGGACUCCUUGAUCCAGAAGGGCAAUAUUCGGCAGAGGCAGAAGUGCCUAGAGACACAAAAGCGGAAAAACCAAGAGAUCCCAAACCUAAAAUUAAGCCCCUGUAUCAAGAUCAAAGGCGAGGAAGCAAAAUCGCAGGUGUGGGCCUUCACAUACACCCAGCAGAUCCUCCAGGAGGAGCUGUGCCUCUCAGUCAUCACCUUCUUCCCUGGCGCCCCGGUGGUUCUUGUGCUUUGCAAGAAUGGAGAUGACAGACAGCAAUGGACCAAGACUGGUUCCCGCAUCGAGCACAUGGCCUCCCACCUCUGCCUGGACACUGACAUGUUUGGUGAAGGUACUGAGAAUGGCAGGGAGUUCGUCGUCAACCCUUGUGAGUCCUCUCUUAUGAGCCAGCACUGGGACAUGGUGAGUUCCUAAUGGGGCCUCGCAGAACCAGCGUGGUCUAGGGGUGCUUCCCAGACAAGAAAAGAAGCAGACUGGAAAUGAGGUUGUGAGUAUCCCGUGACUACUCCAGACAUCCUGAACUGGGAGGCAGAGGCAAAGCCACCUAGGACAGGAGCAGUUGUCUCAGGCGGGAUGAAGGGAAAGAUUGCAAGCCACAUGGGGCUCAGAGACAAACCCCACAAGUUCUCAGUGUGUUCAAUUCCAGUCCUGGCCAUGUUUCCCAACUGGUAUCUGGAGACAAAUAUCUAAUGGAAAGUGUGUGUGUUGUUCCCUAGCUUACAAAGGAGGCACUUGGGGGAGGCCAGAGACAGAAGCAUUCAUUGUCACCAGGCCAGGAUUAUACUGAGCAAUGAAGAAUGGAAGUUGUUUUCCAAACAAAUAAAGACAACCUUAGUCUCUGCAUAUCUGUUCCUUUUUUCUACUUAUGUUAGCUCUGGGCUAAACUAAGUUCUCCAUCUCAUAGGGUGGGAGUGUGCAUGGGUGGGGACCUUGUGGCAGAGUGGACAAAGGAGAAGAAAGAGGCAGAGAAAACAUGUGUUUUUGUCCUGGCUCUGCCACUGACUAGGUGAUCUUAAAAAGGCAUGGAACUUCUCUGGCAUCCAUGUCCUAUUAUGUUAAGUGGGGGAACAGGGCUAGAUCAGUAGUUCUUACGCAGGGAUACACAAUGUGACUCAUCUGGGGAAAUUUCAUCUAAAAUAGAUGCUGUGAGGCCUACCUGUGGUGAUCCCAAUUCAGUAGGUCCAGGGUAGGGCCCAGGUCCCUCAGCUGAUUCUUGACAUCACUGCCUGG
Messenger RNA from Loxodonta africana (African savanna elephant), 2886 nucleotides. RefSeq names its product polypeptide N-acetylgalactosaminyltransferase 14 (gene GALNT14). The record is from RefSeq and is a predicted model, not a curated record. Gene Ontology annotation, cellular component: Golgi apparatus. Gene Ontology annotation, biological process: protein O-linked glycosylation. Bases 412 to 2070 code for a protein of 552 amino acids. Lineage: Eukaryota; Metazoa; Chordata; Mammalia; Proboscidea; Elephantidae. The transcript has 15 exons. Gene Ontology annotation, molecular function: polypeptide N-acetylgalactosaminyltransferase activity.